AUUUUGAACGUGGACGGUACUUUUUAGAAUGACAGACUAUUUCAAUUUGCUUCCCUCUGAAAUAUCAGGACUUGUCCUCGGAUUUUUGCGAGAUAGCAAUUGCGUUAUCGCUGCUGGUGCUUUCCUUCGAGAAAACGUCCACUUAUCUGAAUUUCGUUAUCACUAUGCAUCAGUGAAUGAGAUACCUUUGUAUUUCAGAGAAUUAACUUUGCUGGAUAUUAUUCAUGAUUAUAUUCAUAUUGUGAAUGAAGUCAUCCCUCAUUUAAAAAAGGCCAAUCUUCCAUGGCAACUGGGGAAUCUAAAUGCUUCCAUAGCACAAUUUUUGCAGUCAUUUCCUGAAACUUGUUCAUCAAAUUUACGACCGAAAUCAUUUCGUCCUAUUCAUCCUGUUUGGAUGCCCUUAGGAAAAUCCUAUGUACCGCCUAAAAUAAUACCUGCUGAUAAAUCCACUACAGUUCGACCUCCGCUUGCUACCGUGAAACCAAAUGUAACAAUAGCUUCAUUACCUAAUAUAAUAAGUUCGAAUUCAACCAGUGGGAUAGGUGCUGGUACUGUAUGUUCACUAGACAAUAAUUCAACUGGUUCAAGAGCCAGUCGACCAGUGUUACGAAUAUAUAGACAACCAUUAGCAGCUAACAAAACAAAUGUAUUCAAUUUUGAUCUGUGUAGCAGUAGCUUGCCAAAUUCCUCAUCUCAUCAAGCAUCACAGUGUAACAUAGUUGCGUCAAAAUCUAAUGCUAAUCCUAUGCAAUCUAUGGUUCGUUUACAAAACAAAACAAAACGUGUAUCAGAGACAUUACCUACUACUACUACUACUGUUACUAGUAACGGUAAUAGUGAUGUUCUAUCCCUGUCAACACCUUGUAAUUCUGUGAUAUUUCAUCAAUCGCCUAUAUCUAUAACAACAUCAGAAGGAACGAUGAAUGAUGCCACUGUUCAAUCUAUAGGUGUGAUCAACCAAAACGAAAAUAUUACUUCACAACAAAUAUGUCUUAAUGCUCAGUCAAAUGAUAUAAGCGAUCAUCAACAGAUUUCUGAUAAUAGUUCCAUAUUUUCGGUGUUUUCAUUGCUACCGCCGCCGGCAUCAUCAGAGACGUUAGUUACAGAUAUGGUGAUUUAUCCUGUAAUAACAUGUGAAGAUAAUCUGAAUGAUGCGAAAAGUACUGAUCUUGUUUCAACUAGGCGAAAACGAAACCAACCACCACGUCAGUUAUCACCUGGAUCUGGCGUCGGAAGUACAAUAUUUAGUUUAACUAACAGUUAUGAAGAAGAAUUAGAUAUGGAGCGUUUCUUAUCUGCAUUGUUUAAUAAUGCUGAACAAGUAGCUACACGCAUUAAUGCUGAAGUUGGCAUUUUAACACGUAAUCCAUUAUCAUAUAAUGAUAAUGAUAAUCGUUGUAAUUGGCCUGAAACGACUAAUACUUAUGAGAUUGUUUCUAUUCAUCCAUCUAAUAAUAAUGACAAUAAUAAAAUAGUGAAUUGUUCAUUGGAUAAUAAUCAAUCUCAACCACUCACAACAAAUACUUCUUCAUCAUCAUCAUUAUCAUCUACCGGCGUAAAAUUAUCCACAUCAUUUGUUUGUCAAGAUUUUAAUUCAGAUACUUCAGAUAAUAUGCAAUUAUGGAAUGAUUGGUUUGGUAUAAAGGGGGAUUUAGACACAUGUAUUGAUCAUUUGUUAUCAGAUCUUGAAUCUAUCGACAUUUUCACGUCCACAGUCAAUACCACAACUGUCACUAAUACUACUUCAACUGUGAGUUCUACGAUUCCCAACCAAAAUGUUAAUAAUACAACAAUAAUUGAAACACUAAUCGAUAUUGAUCAAUGUUCGCAUCAAUCGUCUGUUGUAACAACAUCAUCAAAUGAUAUUAUUACCUCAGGUCCUAGCAAUGUAUCUCACAAAUUGAUAUCGUCUCCUUCAUCAUCACUAUCAGACUGUGUUAUUAAUGUCACCGUCAAUGAUAAAACACUAGCAAUGUCUAUUACUUCAGCGACAAUAACGAGUACUUCUGACUUAUUUCAUCCUAAUUCACCAAUAUUAUCUACACUAUUAUGUGACAAUACUGGGAACAAUAGUAACAAUGAUGAUGUUAAUAAUAAUAAUGAUAAUAAUGAGUCACUUAUUAUUUCUAGCAUACCUGAUACUAACUUGAUGAUGAAGACUCCUAUAAUUUCUACUCCUGUUACAAUUACUACUUCUACGGUUACUAAUCAACAUCUUGUUCAUAAUGUCUGUAAGCGAUUGAUUACAUCAUUACCGUCAUCAUCUUCAUCACCAUUUUGUUUCAGUCAGUUGGUUAAUAAUAAUUCACAAAAUUUUCCAAGUAAACGUCAAUGUCUACGUCAUUCUGAUAAUGUAAAUAAUAUUAAUAAUAGUACUACGAAUAUUAAUACUAAUAAUAAUUUACCACCAAUUUUAAUUACACCGGAUUCAAAGAAAAAUCAUGUCAAUGAACAUAAUGAUAAAUUAUUGUAUGAAAAUUUGCCAAGCUGUAAAUUGUUUAAAGGAAAUACUAAUAAAGAUUCAUUUCAACAUCAUUCAAAUGAUCAUCAUCUUCAGUCCACUUAUCUAUUAUCAUCACCUUCUUGUUAUUAUUCUAUUCCACAGAAUUCAAAUGCUCAAACUGUAAUUAGUAGUGCUACGAAUACAUGUAUGACAGCUUAUCUAUUAAAUAAUCCUUUAUCAAUUAUUGAUUUACGUCAAAUUGCACAGAAUAAUAAUAAUACUGGUAUAACUAUCACUAAUGAGAAUAAUUACAAUAAUCCAAUUACUUUUUAUACAACAAAUAACAAUCAUAAAUUAUUAUCAUCAACAAUUGAGAAUCAUGUUAAUUAUGUAGAUUUAAAUAAUAAUUCCCUGAUAAAUUUGAUACCUGUCAGUUAUAAUUCAAAUUUAACACCAUUUAUUAUGAAUAAUACAUUAAUUAAUACAACAUUAUCUACAAUAACAAUGACUACCGACAGCAAUAUGACUUCGAAUGCUUUUGUUAAUCUUCCUUGUAAUACUGUUAGCACAUGUACUACUACUACUACUACUAGUAAUAAUAAUAACACAGGAUCGACUACUGAUGUUGUCACUGCUGCAGUUAUCACUACUGGUAUAAGUGGUGAUUAUAUACAAACUAUCAAAGUUGGUGAUAAUAAUAGUAAUAGGUGUUAUUCAAAGAGUUCAUUGUUAAUUGAUGCAAAAGAAAAUCAUCCACCAACACCGGCACUUAUUGUUCAAGUAAGUUGACGAUGUUAUUCUCUUCUUCACAUAUGUAUAUCUCUCUAUUGUGAUUUUUAAAUGAAUGUCAGAUGACUGAGCUUGGGACUGUAUGCUUGGAUGAUGAUAACGUAUUGGUCUCUAUAAUGGUUAGGUAUUUGUCCUAAGAUCUGAAUGUCCUGUGUUCGAUUUCUAACUGGCCUUUGGGUGGACAUUGUUAAGAAGUCUCAAAUUAGAAUCGAAGUAGUUAUGGAGUAUCCCCUGUGUUUUGAAUGCUCUGUCAAGUGAGAUCCAUCUGUGACGGAUAUAUAGUCUAGAAAAGGAAAUACCAUUUCUUUGAAAAUGGUAGUGGAUAUGUACUUUAGUAAACAGGAUCAGCUAGUAUGAGACAUAGGUGUUGAACUUCUAUUCGAUAACCUUCCAUCGUCCAACGGCGAGACUAUAAUUUAUGGACGAACCAAUCAGGUAUAAGAUAACAGGUCUCGGAUUUUGGCGCGAAAUUCACCCUAAAUCUCAUUCCCAACCUUAACCAUCAACUGUAAAUCAUAAUUCUAAUUCCUCAUACAGAUUCAUAACCCUCAUUUAGUCCUAGUUAUUAGGUGAAGAUUCUCAAGGUCACUUUAGUGCCGCUCAAAGGUCGUCCAUAAAUUAUAGUCUCACCUAUUUGUGUACUGGUAGUGAUCAAUUAUUUUCCAAUCCAUUAAUUUUACUUAACUUCACUAUUUUUUUUUAAAUACAUGUUGAAUGAUAAGAUUAUCGUAAUGAAAUUGUGCCUUUUUUGAGGAAUAAUUUUAUCAUCAGACAUUUUUAUAACAUGUUUAGUUAUCUAAUUAAUUACGAUUUUGCCAAUGAUACACUGUAAACGUCUAUAAAUUAAGUUGUGCCGAGUGUGAUACUUUUUCUUAUAAUGGAUUUAUUUCGUGAGAUUUUGUGUCGUUUCAAAGAACAUCUAAGCUACAUAAAAGGAUCUUAUCAAAAUCUUAUGGAAUUUGAGAAUUAACUAAUCAAAUGAACCAAAUCUUCAACAAAUCAUUAGAUCUACAUGGAAAAUAUCAGAAUAAUUCUCCCAUUUGGGAGAAUCUUAGACGUUAUUGGUUCGUGGUAUCUCUUAGUACCCUUCCCAAGGACAGUCUUAUGCUGUAUAUAUAUGUUUGAUUUGUGCCUGUUGUUAUCGCUCAUGCUUCUGGCUCCUUGCGGAAUAUAUUUCCCCGUUCGAACUUGGACUUCUCUCUCUAUUUAGCGGUACUGGGACGCAUCAGAAUAGCUAGCUUAUUGGUCUUUGGUCACAGAGCCUUUGUUCCGUUCUCAGAUUAGGUGAACUCGUAAUCGCUUCAAACAUAGCAGUUUCAAAUAGAUCGGCGAAGUAUCAGUAUAGAAUUCUGGAGAUUGUUGAGUUUUAAUUGAGACUAUUAACCGAUCAAUGUUAAAUCACCCCCGAAUGCCCUGGUACGGCCGAGAGUGGGGAGAGUCCGCUCUCCCUCUCGAAAUACUCUCACACGGCCACGCGUAUAUAGCCUCUGCCAGGGAAGUCCUACUCACUGCCUUCUCGUGGCUGGGAUGUUGUUUGCGAAAAUGAGAGGACGAAAAGCGAAUGUCCGGCGCUUUAACCGGAUUCCAAAUCAUUGGUGCACAUGGGCUCCAGUAUCCUGCAGGAACAAAUGGCGUUUGAACCAAUUUUCGGUCACCGGCUACCAUGGGACUGCAUCUCCUUACGAUGCUCCACUGCCUUGUGGAUGAGACCUUCAGGCCGAAGGCUCGGGGUGUGGCCCCCUAAGAAAACCACCUGUUUCGGUUUGGGCACCCGGGCAGUAUCACAGUCUCCACACAUAUAGAAUGAGAUUUGUGUGGCGCAUAUGUACUUGGUGCCUCUUUGUAUCAAUAUCUAUGUGU
Schistosoma guineensis is the source of this 5092-nucleotide messenger RNA. The record is from the annotation of a GenBank genome assembly. NCBI's taxonomy places the organism in Eukaryota, Metazoa, Platyhelminthes, Trematoda, Strigeidida, Schistosomatidae.